Messenger RNA from Triticum turgidum subsp. durum (durum wheat), 633 nucleotides. NCBI's taxonomy places the organism in Eukaryota, Viridiplantae, Streptophyta, Magnoliopsida, Poales, Poaceae. The record is from the annotation of a GenBank genome assembly.
AUGACCCCGCGCGUGCCGCCGUACCGCCACCAACCGGCGCACCUCGUUCUCACCGACGCUGUUGCUGCCUGGCACCCCUUCCACAAGAAGCCCUGCCUCUCCGACCGCUCCACUGCCCCCCCAUCUGCUCACCAUGCUGACGCAGCCGCCGCCGGCGCGGAAACCACGACCCCUCCUCCUUCCGCAGUUGGCAGCGGAGGAUCCUUCCGGUUGCUCGGGCUCCGCAAGCGCCGGCGCCGUGGAGGAAUCUCGCGGUCGGUCUCAGGUCGCAGCAGCGACCGCCGGAGAUCCGGCACGUGCUCCGACUUCCAUGUAACGUGCGGUCCAGGUGGUGGCGGCGCAACGGACUCCAGUGGCGAGAUGUGGGCAUCGGAUGUUGGGGAGUUGCGGGCGAGGGACGUUCCUAUGGCGCCGGAGUUUGCAUCGGCACCAAUUGGUCUGGCUGGAUCGGGGGCAGGUGGGACGGCCGCCGGGGUUGAGCUGGCAUCGGCUGAGUCCGGCUAUGGCAGCGAGCCUGGCUACCGUGGAGAUGUUGAGCUUGGUUACGGGGAUGAGAUAGACGAAGAGGAGGAGGACGGGAGGCAGCAGGUGUUCUUCUGGGGCGGUGAGAUCGGAGGUGAUGAACGUGCUUGA